Molecule: messenger RNA, 2552 nt
Organism: Homalodisca vitripennis (glassy-winged sharpshooter)
Lineage: Eukaryota; Metazoa; Arthropoda; Insecta; Hemiptera; Cicadellidae
Product: unconventional myosin-Ib-like
Biological process (GO): actin filament organization; vesicle transport along actin filament
Cellular component (GO): vesicle; plasma membrane; microvillus
Molecular function (GO): actin filament binding; microfilament motor activity; ATP binding
Source: RefSeq, a predicted model, not a curated record
AUGACCAAGACCAGGACUCACCGUAACUCGACCGCAGAAGUUAGUCAAAUCUGCGAUAAAAACACUGAACUUCCAAUGACCAAGACCAGGACUCACCGUAACUCGACCGCAGAAAACUGGGACAUUGUCAACAAUGCUGAAGACGCAGAAACAGCCUACAACAACUUCAACGAGAUACUCAGCAUUGCCCUAGACAUCGCCUGUCCAAAGAGGAAAAGCAAAACCAGAGUUGGCAGUAAGCCAUCACAUUACUACGACUCAGAGUGUGCAGAGAUGAAAGCCUCCUAUAUACGAGCUCUUAAUAUUUAUGAAACAACAGGAAACACUAGAGACAAAGAAGAAAUGUGUGGUGUUUUUUACAGAUUUGCUGUGGCCGGUUCGGCUUACCGUUGGCUGAGGGAUUGCAACCAGGACCAGUGCGUAGUAGUGUCUGGAGAGAGUGGGUCCGGGAAAACAGAGGCAGCCAGGAUGGUCCUUCACUUCAUCACUGUUACUCCGGUAACCCUCCUCGCUGACGACGUUAUCAGAGAGCGACUGCUGCAGUCUGCCCCUCUUCUUGAAGCUUUUGGAAAUGCCAAAACUUAUAGAAAUGACAACUCUUCAAGAUUUGGCAAGUACAUGGAUAUUGAGUUUGAUUACAAAGGAGACCCUUUAGGAGGAACCAUUACAAAUUGUAAGUUUAGUUUUUACUAUUUAAUUUUAAAUCCACAGUUGAUUCAGAAGCAAAGAUAUGCCUUUUUAACUGUGUUAGGAUCAGCUGAUAUUAUGUCACUCUUAAAAUUCUGUCUGUCCUCAGAAUUGUACGAAGUGUGUGAUCUGCUUGAGACGGAACCCUCGUGUCUACAAACCGCUGUGACAUCACGUGCCCUCCAGGUCACGGACUCGAGUGACCCUCCCCUAGUCACGGAGCUGUCGGCUAGUGAGGCCACUCAUGCUAGAGACGCUCUCUGCAAAGCGUUGUACAGCCGUUUGUUCACUUGGCUCGUCAACAGGAUCAAUGAAGCUAUAAAGGUAAGAAGAUACGGGAAGAGAAGAGUGCUAGGGAUACUGGAUGUCUAUGGGUUUGAGAUGUUGGAAAAGAAUGGGUUUGAACAGUUUGUUAUCAACUUCUGCAAUGAGAAGCUCCACCAAGUGAUAACAGAGGCGACUCUGAAGCAGGAACAGGAAGAGUACCAGCGAGAAGAUAUCACUUGGACACCUGUGGACUUUUUUAACAACUCCAAUGUCUGCCACCUGAUUGAGAAGAACAAUCAUGGGAUUCUAUCUAUCCUGGAUGAGGAGAGUGGAAAGCUAGCUGUCUCAGACGAGGUGUUCUUGUCACGUGUCACAGCUCUGUGUGGUCACAGUCACACCACGCCAGAGCGUCGCAACCGUCACACUCCCUCUGCUGACAACAGUCUUCCCCCUAAUUGUUUCAGGUUAAGGCAUUUUGCAGGCACAGUCACGUACAAUGUGACAGGAUUCAUUGAGAAGAACAAUGAUUUUCUGCCAAGAGACAUCUCCAUGGCAAUGUACAGAUGUCAGCAUCCCUUGCUCAAAACUCUCUUCCCAGAAGGUAACCCAAAGAGGGCUUGUGUGAAAAGACCAGUAACAACAGGGACACAGUUCAAGAUUGCUAUUCAAGGUCUGAUUCGCAAUCUGACCACCAAGCAACCACACUACGUCCGCUGUAUCAAACCCAAUGAGCUCAAGCAACCGAGGAUAUUUGAGAUGGCUUUGGUCCAACAUCAGGUUAGAUACUUGGGGCUCCUGGAAACAGUGAGAGUGCGUCGGUGUGGUUUCUGUUUCCGCUUGUCUUAUUCUCAGUUCCUGGCCCGCUACAAGAUGCUCUCACUGCAGACUUGGCCCUGUUGGCUCGGCACUGCAGUCGAGGGUGUUAGCUAUCUGCUGCGAGAUCUUCCCAUCCCCCCUGCCGAGUUUGCCUUUGGAAGGACCAAGAUAUUUGUUAGGAGUCCUAGAUCGGUUUUCGAAUUAGAAGAAUUUAGAAGAGAAAGACUAGAAGACUUAGCAACUCUUAUACAAAAGAUUUGGAGAGGUUAUAGGCAAAGAAAGGAUUUUUUAAGAAGGAGAAGAAGCCAAAUUAUCAUUGCAGCUGCCUGGAGGAGCUGGAGAGUAAGGCAACCUAGUUUGUUUACUUUUUAUUUUUAAUGUGCAACACAUCUGAAUUUUGUUCGCACUUUUUGAUACAAACUCACAUUGCACUUCUUGCCAUUUUAAUUUGCAAUAAUAGUAAAUGCAGUUUUGCUUUGCUUUUGACACCCAUAGACUAAUUCACAGAUUAUGUUACAAAUUUUGUUUUUAAAUAAAUUUUUGUCACUUUUUAAAACUAAUAAUUUAUGAUUUCAAUUUGUGAACGGUAUUCCUGAUAGAUUGUGUAUGUGGAUCCAGAAUUGAUUGAUUGUGAAAUGAAUCGCUCCCUUAAGGAAGGGGGAUUUUUUCCAAUUUUAGCCUGAACACAAUUCUUAGUUCAGAAAUAGCUCCACCGUACUUUAAUGUAAUGUACUCACUGUCACUUCCACUCAACUCUACCUGAGACAAAAAAAUAUCGUUAG